UGUUUGAAACAACUAUGGUGCAAGUGAGAGAAGCAUAAAAAUCUUUCACAUCUAUGCUUUUAUCUCUAAUGCAUAAUGCACAUUAGGAUAUAACAGCUGUUGUUUGUUCGAUCGAAGCAGCUACUGCUUCUACUGACAAAUAUCAUAAUGCUUCGACUUUGUCGAUUGUAUCGGCUCAUCACGCUAAGUAUGCGCUUGAUUCGUAUAUAUAUCUAGGAAUAUCUUUCAAGGGUUUGAUCAUGAAACUUUCUACAUGGAUGGUAGCCUCUCUUCACUCCUGAACCCUGAUCAGUUUCGCCGCGAUUGUUUCACUCAAUACAGAGACAUGAAGUCCAUGGAUCCUGCUGAGCUUCUUGGGAUCUUACCGACGGGUCAUUUUGGAAAAUUUUGUUCCAAUAAGUAUCUUGCUAUUGUUCAUCCCAAGAUGGAGGAGUCCUUGUUUGGUAACUUGGAGCAGAAUAGUCAAGUCCAGGCAGGAAACCACCCGAGGUGGGAGUUCUAUAAGGAACUUUUAGGGUUGGCCAAGACUGUGUGGUUGCUUCAUUUACUAGCAUUUUCAUUGAAUCCUCCGCCGAGUCAAUUUGAGGCAAGUCGUGGAGUUGAGUUCCAUCCACAAUAUAUGGAUAGUGUUGUGAAAUUUUCUGGUGGGCGGGUACCGGCUGGUCAGGUCGUAGAGUUUCCCGUUAGUCCUGGAUUUAAGCUUGGGAAUGGAUCUGUUAUGAAGGCUAGGGGUUAUUUGAUAGCUAGAACAUAAUGUUUUAGGAGAGAUGAUAGUAAUCAAAUUAUGUGUAGCAGGAUUG
Molecule: messenger RNA, 800 nt
Organism: Vicia villosa (hairy vetch)
Lineage: Eukaryota; Viridiplantae; Streptophyta; Magnoliopsida; Fabales; Fabaceae
Product: protein GRAVITROPIC IN THE LIGHT 1-like
Exons: 1
Coding region: 254-754 (166 amino acids)
Biological process (GO): response to red or far red light; negative gravitropism
Source: RefSeq, a predicted model, not a curated record